AUGACCACCUCCCCCCACCCCCGGGGGGCAACAUCGCCAUCCACCACCCAGGUAUCUGCAUACACCCCCGCCCAAAUCACCACCUGGCUGCACCACCUCCACCUCCCCCGCGCCUACACUCCCUACAUCACCAACCCCAGUACCUUCCCCCAGACCUUCGAGUCUCUCCGGACUCUGAUGCGAUGCCAAAUCAGUCGAUUCCCUUUCGAAAACCUCUCAGUGCAUUACUCUUCCACUCAUGUCGUGGACAUCCGCCCGGCCAUCCUCUACAAUAAACUCCUCGGACCGAAUGCCAACGGUCGUGGCGGGUAUUGUCUCGAACUGAGCAUUCUCUUUCAUCAUAUGCUCUGCGGACUGGGGUUCAAGACGUAUAUGACUGGGGCGAGGAUCCGGGCAAGGGUGGAUGGCGUGCCCGGGGGGGGGCUAUUCGGGGAUGUAAUACUGAUAAAUCAUCUCAGAAUCCACACAACAAACAUCAUCCACCUCCCUAACGGAACCAAGUACUCCAUCGAUGUCGGUUUCGGUGGCGACGCCCCCUCCAUCUCCACCAUCUCCUCCAUCUCCUCCGCAAACCAACUCUCAAUUUUCUCCAACCUCGGACCCCAACAAAUCCGCCUCAGUCAAUCGCACAUCCCACUACAAUCCCCCUUCCUAACCCACUCCCCAGAAUCACAAAAUAACAAAUUCUGGAUCUACCGAUACCGAAACCGUCCCACUCACGAGUGGAAUUCAUUCUACUGUUUUCAGGAGAUAGAGUUUUUUGAAGCGGAUUUUGAAGUCGUGAAUUUGUUUGCUUGUUUGAGGAGUCCCGUCCACCGGGGGAGUGUGUUGGUGGUUAGGUUUUUGAGGGGGGAUGUGAAUAUCAUAGGCAAGGUAAUGCUCGUGGACAAGUUAAUCAAGGUAAAUCUCGGGGGAAAAACGAGGGUAGUGCAUGAAUUCACCACCGAGGAGGGGAGGAUGCAGGCCCUGUGGAAGUAUUUUGGGAUUCGGUUAACAGAGGAAGAAAAGGAGGGGAUUAGGGGGUGGGAUAAGGAGUUGCUGUAGGUAGAUAGCCAGGUAGGGCACGUAAUCGGGUGGCUGCAUUGGUUGCGAGGUACUAUAGACAGGGAUCAUUCAGGAUAGGUAGAGAAUGACAUGUGAAGAGACUGGAUGUACCCCAUACACAGUAUGG
Messenger RNA from Aspergillus sclerotioniger CBS 115572, 1171 nucleotides. Its product is annotated as cysteine proteinase. The record is from RefSeq and is a predicted model, not a curated record. Lineage: Eukaryota; Fungi; Ascomycota; Eurotiomycetes; Eurotiales; Aspergillaceae. Gene Ontology annotation, molecular function: acetyltransferase activity. The coding region runs from base 1 to 1044 and encodes 347 amino acids. The transcript has 4 exons.